Molecule: messenger RNA, 2338 nt
Organism: Aegilops tauschii subsp. strangulata
Lineage: Eukaryota; Viridiplantae; Streptophyta; Magnoliopsida; Poales; Poaceae
Product: cell division control protein 45 homolog
Biological process (GO): mitotic DNA replication preinitiation complex assembly; double-strand break repair via break-induced replication; DNA replication initiation
Cellular component (GO): DNA replication preinitiation complex
Molecular function (GO): single-stranded DNA binding; chromatin binding; DNA replication origin binding
Source: RefSeq, a predicted model, not a curated record
AAAUCCAAAUCCAAGUCCAAACCCCCCUCCGCCAUUCCUCCAAUUUUCCAUUUUCGAUAUUCAUGCUGCAAUGGUGCGUGAGCUCCGCGCCGACUCCUUCUACGCCCGCCUCCGCGCCGCCGCCGCCGCCGCGGCAGCGGUUUCCUCCGCCUCCGCCUCCCCUCUCCUGAUCCUCCCGUCCGCGGCCGACGCCGACUCACUCUGCGCGCUCAGGAUCCUCGCCCACGUCCUCUCCGCCGACUCCGUCCGCUUUUCCGUCUACCCCGUCGCCUCCACCGCCGAUGCCGCCGAACUCCUCGCCUCCUUCUCGGGCGCCACUGCGUCCUCACCCCUGUCGCCGCCGCCGCUCUGCGUAUUACUUAUCAACUGGGGCGCGCGCUCCGACCUCCUCCGCGGCAUCCUGCCGCGCGGCUCCACCGCCUUCGUCGUGGAUUCGCACCGCCCCGUGAACCUCCGCAACCUCGCCGCGGGGAACGACCGCGUCAUCGUGCUCUUCACCGCUGAUGACGAGCGCGCCGCCGACCUGUCGUAUGACUUCGACGCGUCCUCCCUUGCCGACGCCUCCGACCUAACGGCCGAGGGGGACGCGGACGACGACCACCUCCGCGCCUCCGAGGAGGAGGAGUCAGAUACCUCGGAUUACGAUUCCGGCGCCGAGGGCGGGAGGAGGAAGAGACGGUGGGCGUCCGAUGACGCGGAGGCGGACGGUGACGAUCCGGUGAGGCUGUUCGGGAGGCUGCGGCGGGAGUACUACCGGCUCGGCACCUUCCACGGGAAGCCGUCGGGGUGCCUCAUGUACGACCUCGCCCACGCGCUGCGCAGGAACACCAACGAGCUCCUCUGGCUUGCCUGCGUCUCCCUCACCGACCAGUUCGUCCACGAGCGCAUCACCAACGAGCGCUACCAGGACGCGGGCAUGGAGCUCGAGCAGCACAUCAACGGAUCCGGCAACCUCGAUCCGUCCGGCGUCGGCUCCGUGGUCACCCUCAAGGACGGGACCAGGAUCCGUGCGCCCGAGACCUCCCGCAUCGCCUACGAGGACGAGCCGAGGCUUAUGCUGCUGCGGGAGUGGACCUUGUUCGACUCCAUGGUCUGCUCCUCUUAUGUCGCGACGAGGCUCAAGACGUGGAGCGACAACGGGCUCAAGAAGCUGAAGCUUCUUCUGGCGAGGAUGGGGUUCCCGCUCGCCGACUGCCAGAAGGGGUUCCAGUACAUGAGCAUGGAGGUCAAGAGGAAGAUGCGCGAUGAGUUUGACCGCUUCCUGCCGGAGUAUGGGCUCACCGAGUUCUACUACAGAAGCUUCCUGCGGGUGCACGGGUACAAGUCCAAGGUCUGUGCUGCGGAUGUUGUGUAUGGCGUCACAGCUUUGCUUGAAUGUAUGAGUGCCGAGUCCAACGAUUCGAAGGAGUGUUCUGCUGCUGAGCAAUUCUGGGUUGCAUACUCUGCGCUGUCUCCGAGCAAUGUGGAUCAGCUGCAAAAAGGAAUGCAAUCUGCAAUUGAGAUACAGAGGGCUAUAUUGAGGCAAGGGAGCUCGGCAAUUACCAAGAGCGGCUUCAUACGGAGUGCAAAGAAGUUCAGGUGGGUGAAGCUCGAUGACCCAGUGGACACGAGCAAGCUGUGCCACCCUCAGGCGCUUACCAAGUUCUGCUUCUUCCUGAUGGAUGCACUGAAGGAACGGGGUGCAAGGACGAAGCCACUGGUGUGUGCUUGCUUAGGGAGGGAGCCUGAGAAGGUGCUGGUAGUUGGGGUAUGGGGGAAGCCCAGGCUUGGGGCAGUUCAGGGGAAUUCGUUCGGUAAUGCAUUUAGGUCAGCGGCAGGGGAGAUUGGCGCAGACUAUUUCCAUGACAUGUUUGAGUCAUCAUGGAUUGUUCUUGACGUUGUUGCUGUCAGUUCUUUCAUGAUUCGGUUAACGGAGAAGCUGUAAUGAUGGCAUGCGCUGUCUAUGCUAGUUAUCCUUUUAGUCCCAAAACAAGAAGGGACUUGAGGCUUGAUUCUGCCUCCAAAUAUAGGAGCUUCAGUCCUGGCGGUACAUGACAUGUAUUCUCUCCUUAUCCACCUGAACUUUUUCAUGAUCAUGUUUUGCAGCGAGAAAGGAGGUUUUCCCACUGUUUAGCCAAUUCAAUUAGCAAAUGAUAGAUCAAUAAAAUUCAGAUGCAAACCUUGUCACAAUAUGGAGAUGGACAAGGUAUAUGGUACUGUUGACCUGAUAGUGUACCUUGUAUCUGUGCUUGCAUAAGUACGUGCCUUCUGAUUAUAGAAAAGUGUCGUCUCCUCUUUUUGUGCCACUAGAGUUACUUGAAGUUCUUGAAGUGUGUAAACUAACGAGCCUUUUUUUGAA